Molecule: messenger RNA, 318 nt
Organism: Podarcis lilfordi (Lilford's wall lizard)
Lineage: Eukaryota; Metazoa; Chordata; Lepidosauria; Squamata; Lacertidae
Source: the annotation of a GenBank genome assembly
AUGCACAAGCCCCCUUCCCAUCCCAAAGGCCCAGCUGACCUGCCUUCGGUUCUCCCGCCGCCCCUUGCUCCAGGCUCCUCCAGCACUUCACUGGGCAGUGGAUGGCAGCUCCCUGCCUUUAAAAACCACGUACACGCCUAUCAGAAUUCAGCCUGUAAAUACUGCAUGCUACCAUCAGGAGUUGUUGAGUGUGUGUCCUACGCCCUGGGCUGGCCGGAGGAACUGAGGCGGCUCCAGGGGCCAGGGAUAUCCGGGUUCUGUCCCUGCAAUUGCCGGUCAGUCGGCCAUGGCAAGAGCUUUGUUACUAUUCUUUUGUAG